AUGCCAAACAAAGAAGAAGUUGAAGGAAUUGCUGCAUCUGUUGCAGGAUCUGUUGUCGGUAACAAAGCCGCUGACAAAGCUCAUCUUGGAGGAGCUGGUCACAUGGCAGCUGGUAUCUUAGGAGGAAUCGGUGGUGGUAAAGCUGAACAAAAAGCUGAUGAGAAGAAGUAG
Lodderomyces parapsilosis is the source of this 171-nucleotide messenger RNA. RefSeq lists its product as uncharacterized. The coding region runs from base 1 to 171 and encodes 56 amino acids. Lineage: Eukaryota; Fungi; Ascomycota; Pichiomycetes; Serinales; Debaryomycetaceae. The record is from RefSeq and is a predicted model, not a curated record. The transcript has a single exon.